Tachysurus vachellii is the source of this 3195-nucleotide messenger RNA. RefSeq lists its product as uncharacterized. The coding region runs from base 51 to 1892 and encodes 613 amino acids. NCBI's taxonomy places the organism in Eukaryota, Metazoa, Chordata, Actinopteri, Siluriformes, Bagridae. The record is from RefSeq and is a predicted model, not a curated record. The transcript has 7 exons.
UGUGUGUGUGCGUGUGCGUGUGUGUGUGUGCGUGUGUGUGCGAAGGGAAAAUGAGGUUUCUCAGUCUGAAGGUUUUCUGCGCCGCGGCGAUGUGUGUGUUGUGUUUCGGCCAGCGGGUCUUUUUCCAAUGUGGGGCGAAGUUGGACAUUUCAGACGUUCAGGGUCUCGUUCUUUCUCCUGGUUUUCCUGAUAACUACUCGUCCGGCUCGCACUGCGUCUGGCAGUUUUUUGUUCCCGCCGGUCAUCAGUUGACGAUGGAAAUGUUUGAUUUUGAUGUUUUUGAGAGUUCCGAGAGCAGCUUGAACAGAGCAGCAGAUGUGACCACAAGUGAAGAUGAAGACCAGCUCCUUAAUAAAGGCCUAAUCAGGAGUCAACCUGUGCUUCAGAAACAGUCCACAAAUAUAAUGGAAAUCGGAGAAGGAUCCAACAAAAUGGUGUGGAACACGGCGCAGCGGGUCUGUGAUCUUCCAGAACCUCAGAUAUCAGAUAACGGGCAGGAAAAUGCACAAAACUCCAUGUUUCCUUCAUCUGUGGAGGACAACACCGAGGUCCACCUGCCUCCUUCCAGCCCACCAUCAAACAUCAUUGAGAACGAAUCAGAGUCCCUGCAGCCGGUGAAGGACGUGUGUCCUGACGACGUCCUGUACAUCACGGACCUGAUCACGUUUUCUUCACGGUUCUGUGGAUCCAAGCGUCCGUCUGAUGAUCGGCUGGUGUUCGGGUCUGACGUCGAGAUGGUUGAAGUGAUAAUGGAGCUCAUCACGAACACGCACUGGGGUCGAGGGUUUGCUCUGAUAUUCCGUUAUCACAAUCGAACAGCCGAAGCAGCCGUCGAGGUCGGGGGUCAGAGGUCAUUGGCUCCCUCUGUUGGUGCAGUAGAAGCGCUGCUUGUUGCUGUUAGCCUUGUUGCUUUAUUGGCUUUGAGUCUUAUGAUCGUUCUGUGUGUGACUCUGAGACCAAAACUGUGUGUGAAAGAAUCCAACAUGACAUCAUCCAUCACCUCGGAGAUCCCAGGUCAGAACCUGCACACUGAUGACAGUGAACUUCAGCUGGUAACAGCAAACCACUCUGAACAAGAACUCAACAAACACAAAACCUUACCCAACCCAGGUAACGCCCCAGUAUGCCAAAGUUCCCAAAAUGUUGUGCUGGAGUGUUCUGAUGGUCUGAUGGAGAUGGAAUUGGGAGCAGAUGAAGUAUUUGUUAUCUCAAACACAACCACACCAUCGUUUUCUACUUGCAUGCAGCAUGAACGUUUUCUGCGACGCAGUGACACAGGAUCUGUGCAGCCGUCUGAUUGGAUGCCUCGCAGCGAGCCCUCUAAUUGGCCAAGUCGUGGCAGCCAUGUUGGAUCAGCGCGUCCCCGAGCGUGGAGCGUCCGAACCUUCCAUGACUUCCUUCUUCCUCUUCCUCAAUUAAACAGGAAGUGGUGCAGCUGGAAUUUAACGAGCCCCUUCACCAAACUAGUGGACACUGUUUCUCCAGGGUCUGAUGGUGUGAAGUUUCCUUCAGCUCCGAAUCAGCAGCACUACAGCAGUUCACGGUCUCACACGUCUGAGCAGCUCCGUGAGCCUGAUGCCGCCCUCUGUGGCCUGGAGCAGGGAGUGGAGGUGAAAAUCUGCAGGUUCUCUGCUGCUGAUGAUGAUGAUGAUAAUCUCACCAUUCCUGUGUUCGCCAUUUCAGAAGAAGACGAUCGAGAACCUCUCGUUUCAACCGAACAUCAAAACCAAGUGAAAAACUGCGAGACCGGGAAUUGCGAGUCCUUCCCUACAUUAGGCUCCACCCACUUUACGGAGGAGGAGUUAGCUGUUUCGAAAAACAGCAGUAAGAUCCAGCUUCCCUCACUGAGCCAUGUGACCGUCCCAUGCGACUCUGUGGGGAAGGACAUAUGAUUGACUCGACCGCACAUCAUCAUAACCAACAGCGUCUGUUGUACACAAUAUUUUGCGAGUAGCUCGGUACGUUUAGAGGAACAGUGCGACCGAAACCGUGAAAUGUUUGUGUGCAGUGUCCUGAUAUUGUCUCAUCAUCUGAGUAAAACAUGGCCGAAGUUUGAAUCUAAUUUAUUGUAAUGCUGUACUAAAUGUGUAAUGUGUAUAAUGCUGUAUUUACACAAACACUUUAAACUGGAACUGUUUACAAAGCAGGAACUUUGAGGUUUAUAGUUGAAGUUGUCCAAGACGACGACCUCCAAAGUGUUCCAGUGUCUGAGAUAUAGAGGAAAAAACUGCAUAGAAUCAAGGUCUGUUUGCUUCGAGUGAUUCAGAGCUGCAGAUUUAAACGAUUCAAAUGGUUUGUUGUGAUUCUUAAUUAUAUUUGAAUCUUAUAUUAUUGAACUUUAGAAUUUAAUAGGGCAAUAUGCGUUUUGUGUGUGUGUGAUUGUGUGUGUGUGCAUGUACAUGUGUAUGUGUGAGUGAGUGUGUGUGUGCGUGUGAGUGCAUGUGUGAGUGCGUGUGUGUGUGUGUCGUGUGUCUGUGUCGUGUGAGUGCAUGCGUGUGUGAGUGCGUGUGUGUGAGUGCGUGCGAGUGCGUGUGUGCGAGUGCGUGUGUGUGAGUGCGUGUGUGUGAGUGCAUGUGUGUGCGUGUGUGUGAGUGCGUACGUGUGAGUGCGUACGUGUGAGUGCGUACGUGUGUGUGAGUGCGUGUGUGUGAGUGCGUGUGUGUGUGAGUGCGUACGUGUGAGUGCGUGUGCGCGUGUGUGUGAGUGCAUGUGUGUGAGUGCGUGUGUGAGUGCAUGUGUGUGAGUGCGUGUGUGUGAGUGCGUGUGUGUGAGUGCGUGUGUGUGUGAGUGCAUGUGUGUGCGUGUGUGUGUGUGAGUGCGUGAGUGUUUUUCAGUGUGUGUCAGUGAGACGUGUCAGCUGAUAGAUUUGUACAUUAAUACAGUUGUUUCUUUACGUAACAAGGCACAUUUUUGAUAUUUAAAAAUAUGUAAAUAUGUUGUGGACUGAUUCAGAUGUUAUUCUAUAAUUCCAGCACAGAUAGUUCUAUGGUUAUAUAUUGUGUGUUGUGUAAUAUUAGUGUUAUAAUACACACUUCACUGCUGGUGUUUUGUUCCUUCACUGGAUUUAUUAAUGCUGCUAAAUCUUUCACUCUGUUGUGCUUUAAAGGGGAAAAUGAUUACUGAUGAAAAAAGGAUGAAAAGAAUAAAUGCAGAAACUAACAAAUCAGUAGAAAUAAAAUAUUACGUACAGUACAA